GGAAGAGUGCCUUCAAGAAGAAUCCUCCCCCCCCCUACAUAAAACCCCUCUCUUCAAUUCCUCCAAACCACUCUCUCUCUCUCUCUCUUUCUCUCUGUUUUAUCCGCCUCUGCAACAAGUUUUGAACCCAAAGCAACCAAAUUUCUCCUUCCUCUCUGUGUGGGGGACAUUCAUGGCUGAUAAAGAUGGGAUCUUGGUGAGCAGUGAAGCCCCCAAGGACCAGAAGAAGAACGCCUUCCCCUUCUUCCCCAACUUCGGUUUCAAGUUCCCAUUCCAAUUCCCCAAGAAGGACCCCACCCCGGUGAAGGAACCCGAGCUGGCUGGCGCUGGCGGCGGCGGCGGCCGCGAGAGCGAGGGCGAGAAGCCCGACGUCGUGAUGUUCCCUCGCAAGCCCCUGGAGCCUCCGCCUGCGUUGAAGCUCGAGGUCGAGGAGGAGGCCGGGAAGACGUCGAACCCCGUGAUUUUGUGGCAGGUCUAUGCGCUUGGGGGCUUCCUCAUCUUGAAGUGGGUCUGGGGAAGAUGGCAAGAGAGGAAGGCCAGGAAGGGUGGCGAUGAUAAAGCUACCGAUGAUGAUGCCCAAGAGUCUGCACCUGAUGAUUCACUUUGCAUUAGCAAAAAGAUCACUCACUCUUUUCUUCAAUAUGUUGUGUGGUAUAGUGGUUUUGUAUACUCUUAACUCUCUCAUAACUCGGUUCAGUGUAUUAUCCCUCCUGAUGGUUUAGUCAACUGAAGGGCAUUUCUCAGGUC
Eucalyptus grandis is the source of this 747-nucleotide messenger RNA. RefSeq lists its product as uncharacterized. Lineage: Eukaryota; Viridiplantae; Streptophyta; Magnoliopsida; Myrtales; Myrtaceae. The record is from RefSeq and is a predicted model, not a curated record. The transcript is spliced from 2 exons. Bases 173 to 676 code for a protein of 167 amino acids.